AUGAGUUCAUUGCAAUUAAACGAGGAGACUCUCGAGGAUUUUUACAAUCUUAAGACUUUAGAUCCACAAACAUCAUGGGAGGAAGAUUCCAACUAUGUAUUCAAUUUAAGCAAAUGGAAUAAUGUGGUGCCUGAUUCCGACAAUUCCUAUGAUGUAUUAAAGGAUCUUAUAGCCCAACAAAAGAUGUUUAACGAACAAAAGAAUUCUAAUGCUUCUAAGGUUAAAUCACAAGAUCGUCUAAGGGAUCCCUUAAAUAACGAAUAUAUUGCCAAUUCGUUGCAACAAUUAAAUGUCAAACAUGAGACUGAAAUUGCAACAUAUAUGAUUAAUGAUAAGAAGUUUAUCGUGAAUAAAUUCUUAAGAGAUGUACAUAAUAAGGACACAUUCGAGGAUCUGAACCAAUCCCUGAACAAUCUAAAUUCUAUUAUCGAAGAUCAAUCCCAUGACCUCAAGACUCUUGUUCAAGAUAACUUUACAAGCUAUGUUAAAAUAAAAAACAGAUUAGACAAGAUUUACAAUCAGUUUGCACAAAAUGUUACAGAUAAUAAAGAACAAGACAAUAAUAAUCUUAACAUUGAUCAACUUGGUGAAAAAGUGGAUGAAUCUAUCAGGGCCACAAAUAUGAAAUUGAAACCUAUUAUGGACACCUCCACUAAAAUGUCCAAUUUUAAGAUGGCAAAACAGUUUAUUGAAGAUAACAGACAAUUUUUUGAUCUUCCAAAGACUUUGAAGAAAUAUUUAGAAAAGAAAGAUUUCUCAAGUUUUAUAUACAACUAUUCUAAAGGUCAAGAAAUGAUUGAGAAAUUUAAACUGUACGGUAAUAUUAAUUCCAAAACUCAAUCUGAUAAAACAAAUAAGACCAAUACAGAUUCUAUUGGUCAAUCCAAUAAAGUACCGAAAGUGAUAGAAUUAAUCUGGAGCCAGGUAGAAAGUACAAUUGAUAGCUAUAGAAAAGAAACAUGGGAAGGUUUAUUAACGAACUCGAAUUCAAUCAAGAUGGAAUCACGAGAAAUUUUCUUACCAAUGAUAUCAAAAUUAUUAGAUCUCAAGGAGGAAAACAACCCAAUUCUAAAAUGGUUUGAUUUUUAUGUUGAUAAUUUUGAACAAGAAUUAAAUAAAAUGUCCAACCAUCUUUUGGUUAAGAUUGUGGAGGCCCAGAAAAGAAUUCUGCAUAUUGGUAUUGAUGAUGCCGAUGAUAUCGAUGGUGUCAAUCUAUCUUAUUAUCUCUCCAUUGGCCAAUUGUUUAAACCUAUAGUAUACUCUAAUUUAAAAAGUGAUCAAAGGGAAGGUUCAAGUAACAACAUUUAUGACUCAUAUAUUAAUAAUAGCACCGAAAGUGUACUUGAUAGAUCAAAUGACAUUCCAUUUAAAAACAACCUUACUGCAUACCAUGGAUUAACAGACACUUCAAUUAUCGUUGAAAUGUGGCUCUUAAUUUUACGUUAUGUUAAAGAAUUCGAAGAUAUAUCUAACAACUUUAUACAAUUUUGGCAACAUACAGAAAAUUUCUUGGAUGGAACAUAUCAAAAUAUUAUAAUCAAUGACAAGAAGAAAGAUAACAUUUUAAUUGGUGAUAACCGUACAAUUGAUAAUUUUAGAAGAAUUCUAACUUUAUCAAAAGAAGAUGCAAAUGUAAUAAGAACUAAAGGUGACAAUUUUACUAGAUCAAUUUUCAAAAAACUGUUGUUUUUCUUCCAAUCAUCACAGGCCUCAUUAUCAAAUUUUACAACAGGAGAUUUAUCGUCAUCUGAGGUUAUAAAUUCAACAAAAGUUGAAAAGGACUCUGGUUCUCCCCUUGAUUAUGGAUUUGUACCUCCAAGAGCGAAUGGUUUAGGAUGUGUUAGAUAUUUACUUUUGAUAUUCGAGCCCUUUCUAAAAUUUGUCACACAACUGGCCCAAUUAGGUAUCAAUACAAGUACUGUUGAUAUGGCAAGAGAAUUAGUAUCAUUAGCUAUCGAUAGAAGUAUUGGUGCUAUUUCGUCCACCAAAUUAAGAGAUGUAUCUAAUUUCUACAAACUGGAAGACUGGGAAGUAUAUAAAUCGGUCACAGAGGAGGCUGGCGAUUUGAAUUCUACAGAUUCGAUAGAAUAUGGUGUUACUCAAUUCCCAGAAAUAGUACUUCUAGUGCAACAGUACAGCAUCCAGGUUAUAAGAAGCUUUCUAUUCUCUUUUGAAAAAUUACCAAUUAUUAAUGGCAUUUCAAUUGUUAAUUAUCCAUCCAAACAAAUUUUAACUGGGAUUGAGGUUCAGCAAAUAAUAUCCAUGGAAGCAGUGCUGGAAGCUAUCUUGAAGAAUGCGGCAAAAGAUAAAGACAAUCCAAGAAAUUCUCACACCAUUUUGACAUUAACCAACUUGCAGUAUGUUAGGGAAUUCACAUUCCCAACUAUUCUAAGAUAUUUUGAUGACUCUUUCGAGUGGAGUUUGAGCUCUAAACCGCUUGAGAUUUUCAAUCUUUUGGGUAAGAUGGAAUCGUCAAUUUUUGGGAACUACUUAUCUGAUUUGAAAAUUACAUUAAGGAAUGUUCUCGAGGAGAGAUUCCAUGAAAUUAGUUGGUCAAAUUACUCAUCUAACUCAUUUAGGGUCAAUGACUAUAUUAUCGAAGUUUUAAUGGUGCUAAUUAAUGUGCAUAGUGAAUGUUUUAGGAUUGGGCCUCAACUGAUCAACCGGAUUAUUAAGGAAACACAAGUAUUCAUUUCUAGGUACCUGUUCGAGUCCUUUAAACCAUUUAUCGGUAAUUUGUCCUCUGAUGGAUUAUUACAGGUAACUGUUGAUAUUAAGUUCUUUGAGAAAGUCUUAGGUUCCUACCUAGAGAAGGACACGGAAGUCACUUUGAACGCUUGUCUGCAGAACUGCUUCCAAAAUAACCUAGAUAGACUUGAAAGAUGUAUUUCCGAGACUGAACCAAUCGUAGAUUCUAACCUGGAAAGAACAAGGAUACAAUUUGCAGCUUUCAACUAG
This is a messenger RNA of Maudiozyma barnettii, 2958 nucleotides long. RefSeq names its product exocyst subunit SEC5 (gene SEC5). Lineage: Eukaryota; Fungi; Ascomycota; Saccharomycetes; Saccharomycetales; Saccharomycetaceae. Gene Ontology annotation, cellular component: exocyst. The record is from RefSeq and is a predicted model, not a curated record. The transcript has a single exon. Gene Ontology annotation, biological process: exocytosis; Golgi to plasma membrane transport. Bases 1 to 2958 code for a protein of 985 amino acids.